AUUAGUAUGUCUGCAAAAAUAUCAAACCCAGAGUUGAAGAAGUACAUGGAUAAACGCGUUUUAGUACACCUGCAAGCUAACAGGAAAGUAACCGGUCAAUUGAGAGGUUUCGACUUGUUCUUGAACCUCGUCUUGGAUGAUGCAAGCGACGAAACCUUUGCAGGUGAGAAGACGAGAAUUGGACAGAUCUCGUAUACUCACUCACCCAGGUUGUACGUGGUAACUCAGUCACAUCAAUGGAAAGCCUUGAAGCAAUACCAAAAGUACGAACAUGGGGACAGAGACAAGGCUAAAAUAUCUUGUACGAAUAAUUUAUUUUCCGCUUCUACUUCUACUUCCUUCAUAAGCUACCAUCAUCAAAUGAGAAGACCGUUAUCGCUCAAUUUGCUACAAGUCGGCCUGACUUUAGCUUCACCUAUUAAGAUUCUACAUAAGCAGGCCUCUAAACCUGAUCAUCCCCCCGGUACAACUUUGUUUUACGUACAACUGCUUAUUUCAGUCUGCCUCGUCUUAUCCGGUGGUUUAUUUGCUGGACUCACUCUCGGCAUCCUUUCCCUUGACGACUUAAACCUUAAAGUGCUCGAAACGAGCGGGGAAAGCGAAGUUGAAAAGGAACACGCGAGGAAGUUAUUGAAAUUGCUGAGCCUCGGUAGACAUUGGAUUCUUAGUGUUUUGUUACUCUCGAAUUCUGUCGUAAAUGAGGCAUUACCAAUCUUUUUGGACAGCAUCCUCGGUGGUGGAUAUACUGCCAUUAUUCUCUCAACAGCUUCCAUUUUCAUAUUCGGAGAGUGGGUUUAUCACAAAAUUACGCCUUUCCUCCUAACAUGCUAUAGAAUUAUACCACAAUCUAUCUGCGCUCGACAUGGUCUCGCUAUUGGUUCAUUCUUCUCACCUUUAGUUCUGAUGUUGUGUUACGCUACAUCUCCAAUCACAUACCCUCUAAGUAAACUCUUAGAUCAUGUUCUAGGAAGUCAACAUGAUACUACAUAUAAGAAAGCAGAAUUGAAAUCUUUCUUGAAUUUGCACAGAUAUGGCGUUGAACCAUUGCAAGAUGAUGAAAUUAACAUUAUGGAAGCAUGUUUAUCAUUGAAUGAAAAGAAAGUUACGGAUAUUAUGACACCAAUUGAAGACGUCUAUACACUUUCAAGUGAUCAAGUUGUCGAUGAAACCGUCAUUGAUAAGAUAUUACACCAUGGUUACUCUAGAAUUCCAAUCCACACGCCGAACAACCCAACGAGGUUCAUUGGUAUGCUUUUAGUAAAGAAACUCAUCAAAUAUGAUCCUGAAGAUAAGUGGUUCGUGAGUGAUUUUGCUCUUUCUGUUCUACCAGAAGCACUUCCAAAUAUUAGUUGCUUCCAGGCAUUGGAUUACUUCCAAACUGGACGUGCACACCUUCUAGUCAUCACUGAACACCCAGGUGAUAUGCUCGGCAGGGGUGUACUCGGUGUAGCCACUCUUGAAGACGUUCUUGAAGAAAUCCUUGGUGAAGAGAUCAUAGAUGAGUCUGACAGGAUUAUGGAUAAUAGAACAAAGAGAAGAGUUGUACGCACACAUCAGUAUAUCAAAGGUAUAUAUGAACGUCAAAAAGCUGUAAGAAGGGGUAGUCUGCCAGAAACAAGUUCAAAUUCGCGAGCUGAAUCACCAGUUAUUCAAGUAAAGAGAAAAUUGGGUACUUCUACACCAAUUUCAAACGCAAUGGUUUCAAAUCCAAGUAGUACAGCUGCCAAUAUGACUAAUGAAGAUAUAGUUGAAAACUCAACAGACGAACGCGCACCCUUGAUUUCUAGUCCUGCACCUAGAUAUCCUGCUAACAGAAGUAGACUUCAAAAUUCGAUGGUUGGAUCACCUCCUUCAGAUAAUCAAAACAAUUAUGGAUCUCUAUAAAAUUAACUUUGCAUUUUCUUAUACUCAAUUUCGUAAAAUUUACUUUUUCGAAACUCUUUUGAUAAGGACAAACACACUCACACUCUUGCACAAAUAAACAAGGAAUUUAAUC
Molecule: messenger RNA, 1996 nt
Organism: Wallemia mellicola CBS 633.66
Lineage: Eukaryota; Fungi; Basidiomycota; Wallemiomycetes; Wallemiales; Wallemiaceae
Product: DUF21-domain-containing protein
Exons: 10
Coding region: 7-1884 (625 amino acids)
Biological process (GO): magnesium ion homeostasis
Cellular component (GO): intracellular membrane-bounded organelle
Source: RefSeq, a predicted model, not a curated record